Molecule: messenger RNA, 564 nt
Organism: Colletotrichum godetiae
Lineage: Eukaryota; Fungi; Ascomycota; Sordariomycetes; Glomerellales; Glomerellaceae
Exons: 2
Coding region: 165-482 (105 amino acids)
Source: RefSeq, a predicted model, not a curated record
GUGCGCAACUCUAUUUUCAAUCGCAGCAAGUAAUCAUCAGCACAUCGUCCCGGGACUGUCCUCUGUUCGUCCCACCACAUCUUUAUAACUAGCGAUUCCGUCCGAGCCAUAGCUCGAUUCUUUUUAAACAACUCCUCAAUUGUCGUCCAACACUGACCGUAAACAUGCAACUUAUCAACCUCCUUGUCCUUCUUCCUGCGCUCGUCUCCGCAGCCCAUGGAGACCCCCGGAGAAUGAGUUACUCUGGAAGCUGCAUCAUUGCCAAAGACGGAACGUGGUCACCAAAGUGCACGACGGCCUACGUCGAGGCGGCACUCGGAUCACAGUGCAAAGAGCUCGGUGGUGCCUUGAGUAACAUCAACUUUCAAACCAGCGUUACGCAGAUCAACUACCGUUGCAACUGCGUACACGGAAACACCAAGGACUUCACUUACAAUGACGGCGUAUUUGAGGCAAAGGCUGUGAUUGGAGAUAAGUGCUGAGGUAGCACGUCAUCCAGGGUAAAACAAUUAGCACACAUACCAGAGAACCCAAUUGCAAAACUCUUCUACAUAUUACAAGACU